Messenger RNA from Carlito syrichta (Philippine tarsier), 804 nucleotides. RefSeq names its product TGFB1-induced anti-apoptotic factor 1 (gene TIAF1). The record is from RefSeq and is a predicted model, not a curated record. NCBI's taxonomy places the organism in Eukaryota, Metazoa, Chordata, Mammalia, Primates, Tarsiidae.
AUGGGAAACACCCCAACCCUCUUCUGUCUGGGGGACUUUCCAGGCUCCUCUCCAUUACAGCUGCAUCCCUCAGAGUGGGAGGGUAUUGCAGUGGUACCUGGGGUCCCCAGAAACCACUUGGGAAUCUCAUCUUCAUUUUUCAGAGAGCAGUCCUUUCUCUGCGCAGCUGGAGACACUGGUGAGCAGGGCUGGGUCCAGGUUCCUAAGGGUCAGUGUCGGUGGAGCUCCCCGGUGAUUCCGGUUUGGAUUGAGCAAAACUACACAGACGGUGCAUAUGGACCAUCCGGAGCUCCAACCCCCACCCCACCCUCUUCAUCUCAGCGUGUUAAGUGCAAUGACCUAUUUAAGGUAAACCCAUUCCACCUCCACCAAUUUGGGGCUUAUCCAAGCACUGCCUGCCUCCCCCUCUGUCAAAGUUGCCUGGUCCAUAAGCUCAACUUGAGAGGGAAGGCGUUGGGUUGAGGGCUUUUGAUUAAAAAUACUGAAGAUGGAAGUUUUGGUCAGUGCUGAUGUGUAUUAGAUACAAGUCCUCACCCUGUGUCCUGAGCCUGUGUCGUUUUUCUUUUUCCAACCUCCCUGCCCCCACACAUCGGACACAACAUGUGGUCUGAAGGUCCCAACCCCCACCCCAGAAGGUUAUCCUGACAACUCCACCAGACUUGGGGGCCCAAGGGCAGUGCCUGGUGCUGCUCCCUUCUGCUGUCCCCUCUUCUCUCCUGCAAUUGGUUUGUACUCAUUGGGCUGUGAUCUCUCUUCCCUAUUGACCUGAUAUAUGGAAAUAAAGGCCCUGUUUCUCCUGGCUAA